AUGCCACGUCCCCGCCGCCACCACACCCUAAAGACGGAAGGGUUCUAUGCUGUCUUAGGGAAGAGAAAAUUCUUAGACGCCAAGACGCCUGAGACCAGGCCUUUAGAUGUUGCAUGGUUUGAUUCAGACCUCGAGUCUCGGUCUAAGCGCAAAGCCUUUAAACGGAGAGUUCCCGCGAUUAUCGACUUGGAUAAGACUCCUAAAGGCUGGAGUGAUCUUGAACCAGAUAUUCACCCAGAGGACUACGAUGCACAUAUCAAAAGAUGUGAGUUGCGAAUCAAGGAAAAUAUCAUGCCUCUCAUCUUUGCACAUCGAUUGAGAACAUACGAAACGCUACAAGAGGAACGCGACGAACUUAUGUUGCUUGAACCUGGGCUUAGCUGGGAAGUAGUCCAGCGCUUGGCUUCCCUCGAACGUAUCCAUACUUGGCUUUAUGAAUGGGAGCAGAUUAAGAAUGUGACUGCCAUCAUGGCGGCGUAUAGAGCCCAAGAAUUGAGAUGGAAUCCUCGCCUUGUUACCUACUGGUCUCAAGGCGUUCAGCUCUGCAAACCAAGACCUUACGGCACCAAUAAAUACUUAUACAUCAAUGGAAAGUUUCAAGGACACACGGGCUUUUGGGUUGAAGGG
This is a messenger RNA of Penicillium nucicola, 627 nucleotides long. RefSeq lists its product as uncharacterized. The annotation marks the transcript as partial. The transcript is spliced from 5 exons. The record is from RefSeq and is a predicted model, not a curated record. Lineage: Eukaryota; Fungi; Ascomycota; Eurotiomycetes; Eurotiales; Aspergillaceae.